UAAUGAAGCCGCUCCGCCGCCAGCGCUGACAGCCGCGCAGGGAGCCGAGCGGAGCAGAGCGGGACAUGGAGGAGGACAGGGCCGCCUAGCGCAGCGCAGCAGCGGCCACAGAGAGCACGGAGCCCCGCAGCCUGCCGGAGGAGAACCGGAGGACCAUCCGCUGCUGCUCAUCCAACUUUCCCUGAACUUUAUCUCAAGAGUUUCCCUCCCAGCCCAGACGGGACCAUGCGAGUCGCUGUGCGUAAAGACCCAGUGAGGAGCUGAAAGUUUGGAGAGACUCUGACUGGAGUGAUUCGGGCUGUUCGGAACCAUGCCGCGGCCCGGCAGAAACACGUACAGCGACCAGAAGCCGCCCUACUCUUACAUCUCCCUGACGGCCAUGGCCAUCCAGAGCUGCCCGGACAAGAUGCUGCCGCUCAGCGACAUCUACAAGUUCAUCAUGGAGCGUUUCCCCUACUACCGGGAGAACACGCAGCGCUGGCAGAACUCCCUGCGGCACAAUCUCUCCUUCAACGACUGCUUCAUCAAGAUCCCGCGCCGGCCGGACCAGCCUGGAAAGGGCAGCUUCUGGGCGCUGCACCCCAACUGUGGGGACAUGUUCGAGAACGGAAGCUUCCUGCGGCGCCGGAAGCGCUUCAAGGUGGGCGGCGUGCCGGUGCCGGACCCGUUGGGCCCCAGCAAGCCACAGGACGCCGCGCACUUCCUGCAUCAGCAGGCCAAGCUGCGGCUGAGCGCGCUGCACGCCGCCGCGCAUCUCCCGCAGGUCCCUGCGGGGUACGGCCUGGGCUCCACGCAGCAGUCCGGCUUCAAGCACCCGUUCGCCAUCGAGAACAUCAUCGCCAGAGAGUACAAGGUUCCCGGCGGACUGGCCGCCUUCCCGGCCGCCGGAUACCCGCUGCACAACCAGCUGAGCCCGGCCUGGCCGCACAUGUACGGCCCGGGCGUCAUGGACCCCGCGGCGCCCCUCUCCGUAGCUCCCGCGGACUACUCGGCCUACGGCAUGCCGCUGAAGACGCUCUGCCACGGCGGACAGACUCUGCCCGCCAUCCCGGUGCCCAUCAAACCCGCACCCGGCCUGCCCGCACACAUCUCGGCCUUCCUGGCCCACUCCCCGCGUUCCCUGAGCCCGACGUCUCCGCAGGCAGCCGCCGGCCAGGGCAGCCCGGCCGGGCCCGCAGAGCCGCUGCAGUCCGCGGUGGCGGUGCACUGAGCGCCACGCAGGACCGCAUGACCGCAGAACGCGGGUCAAGCUGCGGGUUCGUGUCUGUUAAUGAGACCUUUGACCUUCCACGGAGCCCGGUUCGGAUCUGGAGGUUCGGUGGGUCCAGCAGAGACAUGAAGCUGAAGGAAACUCAUGAAUGAAACCGAACUUUAUCGGAACUUCAGAGGAAAGUCCCGGAAAACCAAAUAUUUCAUUUUUUCCUUCAGUUUGUUUCUAAAACUGGAAAACAGAGAGAGAACAGUUCUACCGACGGAACCACGACGGAGAAGCACUUUGAAGGAAGAACCGGAGGCCUCGCUGUGUGUGUGUGUGUGUGUGUGUGUGUGUGUGUGUGUGUGUGUGCAUGCUGCUGUAAAAAUGUUCCUGAGCAUCAAAAAGCAUGAAUCGUCUGCAGCUCCUCUGUUUGCUUUAUUCUCUCGUUGUUGGUGGAAACAUUUAAAGAACAUAUUUUUAAAAAUGUUUCAUUUAUUUCUGGCUCUUUUAAAAAAAAAAAAUAGU
Molecule: messenger RNA, 1720 nt
Organism: Poecilia latipinna (sailfin molly)
Lineage: Eukaryota; Metazoa; Chordata; Actinopteri; Cyprinodontiformes; Poeciliidae
Product: forkhead box protein B1-like
Exons: 1
Coding region: 311-1210 (299 amino acids)
Biological process (GO): anatomical structure morphogenesis; regulation of transcription by RNA polymerase II; cell differentiation
Molecular function (GO): RNA polymerase II cis-regulatory region sequence-specific DNA binding; DNA-binding transcription factor activity, RNA polymerase II-specific
Source: RefSeq, a predicted model, not a curated record